AGAAGCUUGAGUCCUGAAUCCUGAGGCGCCCGCGGCUGCCUGGGUGUCGUGCGCCGCUCGUCCGCCCUGGGCUCCUGCGCCCUCGCCUAGCCUCCCUAGCCCGCCCGCGCGCUUCUCUCAGCCCCCGCGUGCCAGUGGGACCCCACGCCUGUGCGCUUUCUGCGCCGGACCGGGCCGCCUCGGGCCAUGGUGCCCUCCCGGGAGGAGCCCGCCGCCGCGCGGGGAAUGAGCGAGGCGCAGCCGCCAGGGCCCGAGUCCAUGGAGGACGCUCCGCUGCCCGGCCCGGGACCCUCGGACGGCGCCGAGGUGGCCGCGGAGAAGGUUGAGGUGGAGCUGGCGAGGCCGGCGGGCGCCGAGCCCCCGGAGGGCGGCUGGGGCUGGCUGGUGAUGCUGGCGGCCAUGUGGUGCAACGGGUCGGUGUUCGGCAUCCAGAACUCCUACGGGGUGCUCCUGGAGUCCUUGCUGAAUGAAACCGGGACCGCGAACGAUGACCAGAUGGUCUUCAAGGCUGACUGUUCCACAAGAUGGAGUUCACCCUCAGUUACCAGCUCUCAUUCAUCCCAUGGGAGAGGUGCUACUCGCAUAAUCACAGCAUGGGUAGGUUCCCUGUCCAUGGGGAUGAUCUUCUUUUGCUGCCCUAUAGCCAGUGUUUUCACAGACAUAUUUGGCUGUCAGAAAACAGCUGUUGUGGGUGCUGCUGUGGGAUUCAUUGGACUCAUGUCCAGUUCUUUUGUAAGUGCCAUCGAGCCUCUGUACCUUACCUAUGGAAUCGUGUUUGCCUGCGGCUGCUCCUUUGCAUACCAGCCUUCCUUGGUCAUUUUGGGACACUAUUUCAAGAAGCGCCUUGGACUGGUGAAUGGCAUCGUCACUGCUGGCAGCAGUGUUUUCACAAUUUUGCUGCCUUUGCUUUUAGAGUUUCUGACUAGUACUGUGCGUCUCUCCUACACACUGAGAGUCCUCUGCAUCUUCAUGUUUGUUCUAUUUCUGGCUGGCUUUACUUACCGACCUCUUGUUUCCAGUGCCAAAGAUAAAGACAGUGAAAGCAGCAGAUUCUCCUUCUUUUCCAGGAGAAAGUUCAGUCCUACAAAAAAGUUUUUCAAUUUUGCCAUCUUCAAGGUGACUGCUUAUGCAGUGUGGACAGCUGGAAUACCACUGGCUCUUUUUGGGUACUUUGUGCCCUAUGUUCACUUGAUGAAACAUGUAAAUGAAAGAUUUCAAGAUGAAGAGAACAAAGUGGUGGUUCUCAUGUGCAUUGGCAUCACUUCAGGAGUCGGACGCCUUCUCUUUGGACGAAUUGCAGAUUAUGUGCCAGGCGUGAAGAAGGUUUAUCUACAGAUACUCUCCUUUUUCUUCAUUGGCCUGAUGUCCAUGAUGAUUCCCCUGUGCAGCGUCUUCGGGGCCCUCAUCGCUGUCUGCCUCGUCAUGGGUCUUUUCGAUGGAUGCUUCAUUUCUAUCAUGGCUCCCAUUGCCUUUGAAUUAGUUGGUGCUCAGGAUGCUUCCCAAGCAAUUGGAUUUCUGCUUGGAUUCAUGUCCAUACCUAUGACUGUAGGGCCACCCAUCGCAGGGUUACUUCGUGAUAAGCUGAACUCCUACGACAUGGCCUUCUACCUUGCUGGGGUCCCUCCCCUUGUUGGAGGUGUUGUGCUUUGUUUCAUCCCUUGGAUACAUAGUAAGAUGCAGAGAGAGAUGGAUAAAACCACUGGAGGGGAGAAGAUGGAAAAAAUGUUGGAGAACCAGAACUCUCUACUGUCAAUCUCUUCUGGAAUCUUCAAAAAGGAAUCCAACUCUAUUAUUUAAUGUCUUAUAUACCUCUACCUGACUGGAUUUGCUUUUGAAUUUUAAGCAAGUUUUCCUUUUAUAUGAAUUGCAAAUUUCUUAUUUUUAUAAUCACAUACUUGAAAUAGCACAGUUGGGAAAUGGAACCUUUAUUACUACAAGAACCAUUUUCUACCACCAAAUAGCUUUGAUAUUUCCAGGAGUCUGAGGGAAGAGACUGUUAUAGGAAAUGUGCCUGAAAGCCACACAUUGUGAACAUUUGAAGCUAUCUCAUUAAAAAGCGGCCUUGGAAACCAAGAAUGCUGUUUAGCUAGUACAAAUACUUUACAAUACCUCGAGCUACAUUGAAAGGGUUGCAAUUUGGUUAGUGCUGGAAAUACUUUGUUGGGUUCCUCACUUGGUGUCUUUAGUUCUGGCGUUUUAGUUUCUGCUGCAUUUUGAAACUUUUUGCAAAAUUUAAGCCUGGAUUUUGGAUAAUAACAGAUCAACCUAAACUCAAAUCUGUUAAGUAAUUCAAGCUACGAAAUUAGAUUCUGACAUGCUCCAGUGUCCAGGGACCUGCUGGGAGCAGAUGCUCAUAAAUAUUGGGAGUGGGUAACGGAGUCGAAAGGGUUCUCUUCUUAAGGCAGCAGUCGGCGUCUCUGCUACUCACCUUUGCUCUUUUUGGUUUGCAGUGUGUUUUACUCCAGUUGCCAAAACACCCCAAAUUUCUGAUUUUGUGUGAACAAUAAAGUAAAAUAGAAUGUAUGAAAGAUAUUCUGGCACUUUUAAGUUAGAAUCUUUCUGACUUCUGGAUUUAUUAGGACUGGUAUUUAAGACGUUUCACUGAGCAUGUUACCAGUUAGCACAAAUUGGGGAAGGGGUACAAAACAGUUUUAUUCAUUAAGAAAAUACCUGAUAGAAAUAAUUGCUUAAACUGACUUGUGCAAUGAAUAAGUCUGAAAGGUUAAAAGUACCUUAUGAAGAGAAAUAAUUCCUGCAUUUCCAAAAAUUUCUAGCAAAAAUUUGCAUUCGUGUGUAUGGUCGUGUGUCACUUCAUAUGUUGAGAAAUAUGAUGUUAGUGAUUUCACCAUGUGAACAUCAGCGUUUACUUAUACAAACUAAGCAAAUGCCAUUGUCACUGGGUGACAUGGUCUUGGAGCAUACCAUCGUGCACAUGUAGCUCUUCUUGACUGGUACUUUUCCAGUCAAGCCCCUCCAUGACCCACCUGUUUCUGAAUCAUCUGUAAGGUGAGACACUUAAAUAUUAAGUUCUUGUUUCUUCUGCUCUUAGAAGGCAGUGCUUCCAUUCUCCAUCUAGCCAGGGUGGGGCUGCCUGGAGAGGACGGGUAGGGCCAGAGGGAAAUGAUGCUCUUAGUUGAAACCUGGAAAAGUCCGGGACUUUUCCUUUUAGUAACAGCUCUCAUCUGUCAUCUUGAAGGAGUUCACAGUCUAAAUGCUAAAUGUAGAAUUUAUUUUUAAUGGGAUUUUAAAUAAUUGUAAUUUAUUUGUGGUGAGAUAGAAUCUCUCUAAGUAGAUCAAACUGGCCUUGAGUUCUCUAUCCUGUUGCUCCAGACUUAGUUCUGUGAUUGCAGGUAUGUGCUACCUGGCAAUAAUUUUGAUUUUAAAGAUAUUCAGCUACUAACUGUACAGUUGCAAUGUACUGCCUUUUUUCUUUUAAGGUUUUUUGAAACAAAUUCUUGCUGUGUAACCCAGGCUAAACAGGAACUUGUGAUACUCCUGCCUCCACUUCCCAAAUGGUGGCCUGACAAGUGUGCUCCACAGUGCCUGACUGCGGCUUAUUACUUCUGCUGGUGUUCUGUUUCCGAUUGAAGGGACUUUGGCAAUUUGUUUGCCAAAUGUUCUCUUGCAGGAAAAAAAAAAAAAGAAAGAAAUCUACAUUUUAACUAUACUAUCUUUUCAUGUUCUUUUAUUAAACACUUUAAAGGUUUAAGUGUGAUAAUAUAGUACAUAUCAAGCACUGCAUUUAUUCAUCCUCAGCUACCUAAAAUAUUACUUCCUCAUCAUUAUUAGCGUUUUCAAAAGUUAAUUAAAACAUACAACUAAGACAGAAAACCAGACUUUCCAUUAUAAAUGUGGGGGGUUGUUGGUGGUGGUUUUUGAAAAAAACAAUUUUAGUGCUUUGUACAAGGAUCAACACUCUAAUCAACUAAGCUACAUCCUCACUCCAGGGAUUAAUAAAGAGAGCACCCCACUCUGAUUUUACAGAAGAAUAACUCUAAAAUUGAAAACUUCCGCUGUAAAGAUUUCAAAAAUGUUUUUCCUCUUAAAUUUUAUUUGUUUUGUUUUUGAAACAGGGUCUCACUAUGUAGAUCAGGCUGGCCUGGAACUUAGAAGCUCUCUGUCUCCUUGAGUAUUAGUUAUAGGCACAUAGCUUUAGCACAUACAGUAGAGAGAAAAGUAAUAACCCAAAGACCUAGUCUAAUCUGGUUAAAUUUCAUAUUCAAUUUCAUAUUCAAGGAGUAUAUCUGGGCAUGGGGCACACACCUUUAAACCCAGCACU
This is a messenger RNA of Nannospalax galili (Upper Galilee mountains blind mole rat), 4279 nucleotides long. It is a transcript of the gene Slc16a10, whose product is annotated as solute carrier family 16 member 10. Bases 187 to 1797 code for a protein of 536 amino acids. Gene Ontology annotation, biological process: transmembrane transport. Gene Ontology annotation, molecular function: monocarboxylic acid transmembrane transporter activity. The transcript has 7 exons. The record is from RefSeq and is a predicted model, not a curated record. NCBI's taxonomy places the organism in Eukaryota, Metazoa, Chordata, Mammalia, Rodentia, Spalacidae.